UAAGUUCAACUAAAAAAAUGGUUAAAAAAUGAAUAAAAUUUGGCAACACUGCAAAAGCAAAAGUCACACGCUAGCAAGAUGCUAUCUAAAUGUUUAGUAGCCAGAUCUUCAGAACGCUGUCUGACAACAUGAAAUAUUCUAAAAGACCUGUUCUCUGUUCAGAACAAAACAACCCAGAACAUCUAAAGGCCUCUCAGUUGAGGUCGCGAUCAAUAUUGAACGAUAGGUUAAGAAAUGUCAUCCCUAGCAAAGAUCCAAGGCCAAAACAUCUGUUAGCCAAAAAAUAAACAAAGAUCUAUUUUCCAUUUGCUAAAAAAGGGAAGUGAGUGAUGACUUCCAGGAUAUUUGUGGAAAUAUCCUGUGGAUUUUUGGAAGGGGACUAUCCUGUUGCAGCCGGUGUAAAAUUAAUAAAGUAUUUCAGAAAAGUAGAAACAUUCAGCCAUGGUGGUAGUAUUAUGGUCUGUAAAUGAUGGAACUAUGAAUUUAGCUCGGUAGCAGAAAACCCUGCAGGAGAAAAUGUGACCUUUAACCUUUAACAUGGUAAUGCGUCAUGCUGAAUUCAGUCAGUUACUUAAAGAAUAUUGGGACGAAGGUCCUCCACAGAGACGAGAGACUCAGUAGCUCUUCAUUAAAGUUCUUGGGCGGUACCAGUUAUUAGGUUUACUACACGGGGCUGGGAUGGUUUGGAUGACUGUUUUUUAAAAUAAAUAAAAUCCUUUAAAAAUCUAAGUUUUGCAUUUACUCUUUUUUUUCCUGAAAUAAUUUUUUUAAAUCUGAAACAUUUAAAUGUGACAAAAAAGACAGAAACAGAGUUUUUCAUCAUUUGUCUACAUGGUGUACGCUUAGAGGAAUAAUUUUGCAGCGAUGAUGCAGUGUCAGCAUUAAUCAAAAUAAAUUAUUUUAAAAAGGGGUAAAAAUGUGGCUGCAGCUGCAUUUAAGUUACGAUUCUGAUGUGGCACCCAGGUCAGCUCUGUCAUUCUCCGUCACACCUGCCUUCUCCCAGGCCCAGCGAGAUGCCUCUGACCCCCACAGUGUCACAUGACAUGCCCAACUUCCAGGAGGAAAACAGAAAAUAUCAGAGCUGGAAGUCGUUGACAGAUCCCUUCCAACACGCACGUCUUCUUUAAAGCUUUUGGAAAUGUAAAUGCACUGUUUUGUUAAACCAAUGAAGCUUUUCAUACAAUCAGAGCAUUUGAAAUUAUAUUUAUAUAUUUACAUUUAGGUAUUUUGCUCAUUGUAAGAAUUCACCUGUCCCACACUCAGAAGUCAGCACAGCCAUUAUAAAUGUUACUCAUGUCAUCUGUUAAUGGUGAGUAUUUCACCAUCAUAAAGGGAUGCAUUCAGGUUCUGAUGGUCCGUGUUAUUGCGUAGCUCUGAUCUGUUGGUUGGACUGACUCCAGUUUGUCUCAAACAUCUAAAAGUAACUAAAGAUUUAAGCAGAAAUGGAAGUGUGUCCACAACUUUUUAGCUCAUGUGAAUCAGCAUUUAGUAAUGGUGAGUUCAUGGACCUGGAAUGAUACAGCCUUCUCUUUGCUGCAAGGCAGGGGUGUGUUCAUUGACUGAAGGAUUUUUGAGUUUCAGAAUAGCAGAUCACUGAUUAAACCAAUCACGUUGAAUAUUGGUCACCUCCCAACACUAGAGGAUGUUUUAUUUUGAAGAAUCAGUAAUUUUAGUCUUAAACAAUGAGUAAACAUAAAUUAUGCUUUCCUUUAUUUUUCUAAAUAGUUUUUCCUGCAACAACACAAAUAUUCAAGUAAAAUAAGCUUUUUAAUUAAAAUGUUUGGGAUUUACACACUUCAGAGUUCAUUCCUUUUUUGAUUUUGAGUUGAUCUAAGUCAAAUGAUGCCUAAGAUGCUUCUGAUCUGUUUCAGCACCAAACAGCUUGUAGAGCUUUUAUCUGUGUCAGCUCUGGACAGCUCUGUCUUCCGUUUCAGAACCCGGGAAGCUCCUUCCUGGGUUUCAGGACCGUGGACAGCUCCACCAAACGCUGCUCCGUGUCUCACAGAAGCGGUCAAACGGAGAUGGAUGCCUCUCCUGGAGCCCCAUGAGGUGAUGGAGAAGACGGGCUGCGAACGCGCACGGGUCCUGGAGUCUCUCCGGGGCUUCUAGAUCCUCCUCGUUGUGGUCGGAAAAGGGCGGAGUGCGUGUGCCAUCCAAGCGAGAAGCUCCUGACUCCUAAAAUAUAUAAAUAUAAUAACAACAACCUGCCCCUUUACCCCUCCUUCCUUCCGUCCCUCCCUCCGUUCUCCUUUUUGAUUCAGUCUAUGUAGCCCACACGCAGAAGGAGAACAUCCGCCGCACAGCGAACAAGACUGGGAGCGUAAGAGGAGAGGGGGGUGGGGUGGGGGGACAGCUGCAAGCGGAUCUUCAGCAUCAACAAGCUGCAUCUGUGAGGAAGGGGAAAGGCUUUGGAGAGGCCGUUGGAAGGGUUUCCUGGCUGCUGCUUUCAACAACAGAGGCGUGGAGGCUUCAGGAAAUAUCCCACAAGUGGCGAUGCAAUGGUUUAGCGGAGCAGUUUGGUAGAUUUUCCCCAUCACGUCCGCCCGACGACGCUUAAAUCCCUCCUAAACAUCUGUGAACGCUUUCUGUGGGGGAGAUGGCUGUUUCCCGGCUGUCUUUGCUGCUGCAAGUGGGAAUUUUGCUCGGAUCAAACCACAUCUCCUCGCUGUGGUCGGAUCACGGGGGAGACAUCAGAGCACAGGAGGCGAUCCCCGGCGCUCAGACGCACCGCCGGCAGCUGGCGCAUCUCAGUGCGCAGGAGACAGCGGGGCUGCCGCAAAAGAUAGAGGAGCAUCUCCCCAGAGUGGUCACAGCUUUCCUGCACACGGGGGACUCGACCACCUUAAAGCACGCCAACUGCUCGCGGAAGUACGAGCUCUCCUCUCUGCGGGGAAGGUCACACACAACCCCGCAUUACUCCAUGAGCAGCGUGCUGGACACGGUGCUGCACGCGACAAACUUCCUCAACAUGAUCCUCCAAGCCAACAGGUCCAGGGAGCACAAUCUCCGGGGAGACAUCGAGUGGUACCACGCCUUGGUGCGGAGUAUCCUGGAGGGAGACACCAAGAUCCACCGGGCGGUGGUGACUUUUGGCGGGGACUCGUCGUUUGCGGGGCCAUCGAUGCUUCUCCAAGCCACCAGGGCCGGUGGAGAGAUUGUGCUCCAAGACCUCUCCAGCGUGGCGCACCGCCAUCUGCACAGCCGCACCGCAGACACGGAGUGGUACCACGAGAUGAAAGACAGGAAGAACCCCAGUUUUCAGAAAAGGGUUCUGAGCCAAGAUCUGAGAUCUGCGGACAGAUCUUCCAAAAGAACAGAGAGCUUCAUCCCGGACAGAACGCACGUCAACUGGUCUGCUCCUUACUUGGAGUGUGAAAAUGGGAAUUUUGUUCCCCGUUGGCUUCUGACUCUAUCAGCUGCUUUCUAUGGCUUGAAAUCCAACCUGGCACCUGAAUUCAGGGGCGUGGUGCGAGUUGAUGUUAAUCUGCAGGAUGUUGAUAUCGACCAGUGCUCCACCGAUGGCUGGUUUGCAGGAACCCAUCGAUGCAACCUGACCACCAUGGAGUGUCUGCCGCUCCGUGGACACGGGUUUGUGUUGGACAAGUACCGGUGCAGCUGCAAAAGCGGAUUCUACCAUCCCAGCAGAGUGGCCGUCAACGGCUUUAAACAGACCAGUAGAAAAGGAGAGGCUGCAGCUGGAGGUCCAGGUUCAGAGGACAGCUCCUCCAUGGACUGCAUGCCGUGUCAUCAGAACUGCGCCUACUGUAAGGACGACUCCCCCUGCGUGGUGCUGGAGGAUGGUGCUCUUCGUCUGGCCGUGCUCUCCUUUCAGUGCCUCUGCAUGCUGAUCGUCUUCAUCAGCAUGGUGCUCAUCUACCACUUCCGCAGGACUAAGAGUAUCAGAGCAUCAGGACUCGUUCUGCUGGAGGCGAUUCUAUGCGGAGCUCUUCUUCUGUACUUCCCGGUUGGGAUUCUCUAUUUCCAGCCGAGCGUUUUCCGCUGUAUUUUGUUGCGAUGGGUUCGACUGCUGGGCUUCGCCACCGUCUACGGGACCCUGACCCUUAAACUGUACAGGGUGCUGAAGGUAUUCCUGUCCCGUACAGCUCAGAGGAUCCCCUAUAUGACCAGCUGGCGAGUGCUGCGCCUGCUGGCCAUCAUCUUGCUCAUCGUCUGCUGGUUCCUGGUGGCGUGGACAUCUGCCGUCUGUCAGAACCCGGACAGGAAGUUGGCUCUCAUCGAUGUGGGCUACACGCCCGAAGGGAGCCAGUUCAGCAUGUGUCUCCUUGAUCGCUGGGACUACAUGAUGGCAGUCGCGGAGUUCCUUUUCCUGCUGUGGUCGGUGUAUCUUUGUUAUGCCGUGAGGACGGUGCCGUCAGCGUUUCACGAGCCUCGAUACAUGGCCAUCGCCGUCCACAAUGAGCUUGUCCUGUCAGCUAUAUUUCAUGUCAUCAGGUUCACUCUCGCCUCUGAGCUCCAUCCAGACUGGAUGCUGCUGCUGUUCUUCACCCACACCCACUUGACUGUCACCGUUGCUUUGGGACUGCUGCUCAUUCCCAAGUUCCUGUUUGCUGGCACCCACAUGAGAGACGACAUAGCGUCCGAGGCCUAUGAAGAUGAGCUGGACAUGGGUCGCUCCGGGUCGUACCUUAACAGCAGCAUAACCUCAGCGUGGAGUGAGCACAGCCUGGACCCAGAGGACAUCAGGACGCCAGAAGAAACGGGCCAUCACAGUUCUAUUAAUGGCUGUGGCGUAAGAUCUCGCGACAGCCAUUGGGAAAAACGUACCAACGAGGAGUUGAAGAAGCUUUACUCCCAGCUGGAGAUUUACAAGAGGAAGAAGAUGCUGGCAAAUAACCCCCAUCUGCAAAAGAAGAGGAGCUCUAAGAAAGGGCUGGGCCGAUCGCUGAUGAGGCGCAUCACCGAGAUUCCAGAGUCUGUGCACCGACAGUGCAGCCGCGAAGACAAAGAGGGAGGGGACCAUGGGAGCAAUCGCAACAGCAUCUGCAUGUUGAGGAAGAACCCCGUAGAUACAAGUCAUCAAAUCAAAUCGGUAAAGGAAGAGACUUUAAAGAACAAGGUUUUCUCCCUGAAGAAGUCCCACAGUAGCUACGACCAUGUCCGGGACCAAAACGAAGACUCCAACAGCGCUGCGGCAGACAAGAUGGAGGUGACCACUCCUGACGGGUCCAUGUUGGAGACACUCAUGGGCAAAAAGCUGGUCAAGAAGCAGUCUAGUGAGAAUGUGAAUGUCCCCAGUGAGUCUACAGAGUCAGUUCCUUUAGUCUGCAAGUCAGCCAGUGCCCACAACCUUACCGCUGACAAGAAACCACUUCAUCCUCGAGCCUCCAUGCUACAGAAGUCCCUGAGUGUCAUCGCAAGCGCCAAAGAGAAGACUUUGGGCUUGACUGGAAAGACCCAAAGCACAGACGACAGCAACAGGAAGAAUCAGCCAAAGAGCAAAGACACAAAGGCAAAUUCAGAGGCAGAAAAUGAAUUACAGCUCAAGAUGAAUAUCAGCCAGUCGGUUGAGUACAAACAAAGCACAGCUAAAGGCAGGAUUAUGAAACAGCCAACGAGUGGCAGCCAGCCCACAAUCUUUUCUGAUCCAAUCAAGGGAAAAGACCUCUAUGACGUCUCAGAAGUGUGUCCCUGGGAGCUGGAAGAUCUUCCAACUCCGUCCGAGAACAAGAUCCAGAAACAUGUUUCGAUAGCACCAAGUGAAACCACUACGAUUCAUGGAGGCAGCACUAAAGGAAGCAAAUCUCAGAAACAGAAAGCUUCUGAUCAGUCGCCAUCGGGAGGCAGGCACUCGAAGGAGAGUCCGAGGACAACAGCUGUUCGAGCUGAGAUAUGUCCAUGGGAGGAAGGAGAGACACAAGUCAGCCAAACGGAAGGAUCCAAGUUACAAGUAUCUAGUCAGUCUAAGGCCAAGCAGAUUACAGCAAACCGACCAGAGGUUUGCCCGUGGGACUUCGACGAGCCACAGAAGACAACAGAAUCAGCCCGAUCGCCAGAUUCAGCAAAGCAGAGAAAGAGCCCCUCUCCAGUGGACGGGAGGGGGAAAAGCACCGUAUCAGAUGCUCCAAAGGUGGGAGCAUCACUUCAACCACCAACAUCAAAAGCAGACAUAUGUCCCUGGGACUAUGACAACACUGCAGUUUCCCCAAAUCUGGAUAGGACAUCUAAUCCAACACAAGCACCCAAAACUAAAGAGUCACCCUCCAAAAAGAAAGGCGCCCCUUUCACGAGGACAGCUGAGAAAGACCUCGAUGAGAAAAGUAGAACAAAAGUUCAGGAGAAGACUAAAUCUUCUGAGAAACAUAUGAGCCUGCAGAAAAUGGCCGAGGUCUGCCCGUGGGAUCUAGAGGGUCCACAGGAGGUGCCGUUGGUAGAAAAGAGGAAAAGCGCAAACGUUGGAGCGGCGAAAUCCAAGCAGGCAGACAUCUGUCCGUGGGAUUUUGAGGAUUCGUCCAAUAAAAAGGGCACCGAUAAAAGUGCCCCUUUAGUAAAGCAGAGCAAUCCGAAUUCUAAAGGUGGAGCUUCAGUUUCUGCUGUGAAGGCAGAUGUUUGCCCCUGGGACUUUGAAGAGGGCACAUCAAGCAAGAAGGCAUGACACUCGACCUAACCAGACCACUGAAAUGAUAGUUAUCAGUGUAUACCAUUUUUUCCACUUGGAAAUUGUUAAAUGUUACCUUUUACUACCUGUACGGUAACUUGGAAGCAAAGUUGAUCCACAAGUUGCCUUCCCUUCCAAGAUUUUGUUCCUGUUUUACAUAUUUUGAAAUAUGUACAAGAAAACAAAACAAAGUCAAGAAGAACAUUCCAGAUUAUUACAGGAAAUCCCUGAAAGUAAAUCAGACCAAUUAUGCAACUUCUUAUCCAACCUUUUCAUUUCAUGAGCAACGUCAGCAAUCUGUUCUCGCCUUCUUUUGCCUGGUACUUUAUUGGACUGAGAUAUGACACGACUGCAAAGACAUAGAGAAGUAACGUCGCGUAUGACUCCAACUUUUACAUUAAAUUUAAAGAACAAAACAGCAAAGGUGAACGUCAAAAGAAAAAGAGAGCAAUGGCAAAGAAGGACUCCGGUCUACAGCCUGUAGGUUCAAGAAUUACCGUAAAUCCUCUAAUACAGGCCCGGGCCUGUAUUUGACUGAAGCUCAUCAAGCUCCAGGCCUUUAUUGGAAGGAGGGCCAGAAUUAGAGGCAGGUCUCUAUUUCUAUUUGAGCAAAAUGAACUAAUGGUUCGCUGGAGUUUUUGACAAUUAAAAUUGCGCCCACAUUUUCAAAGUUAACACAUUUCUUUUAACAACGGUAGUUUCUGCUUCAGCCCUCUCCCCCCUCCCCCUGCGCAGCAGCCGCAAACUCACUGAUGCGCCUGCAGCCUCUCAGAGUUCCUGCUGCUCUAAACAUUAAAAUAAUUAUUUCAUUUUCUGUUCCUCACUUCUGAUUACCUUCAAUGGUGUCUGUUUGUUGCAACCACCAGGUACAAAAACUAACUUGUUUUUAUUUGACUAUUUUUCUGUCCUGCCUGUUUAUUAUCUUCCUGCAUCUCCUCUCAAUCCUAAAGAGAAACUGCUACCUGGGUUCAUAUAUAUUCACCUCAUGAGUUACCUUUGAACUGCAGUUCUAAAAGAUCUACCGACCGCAAAAACAGCGGAGUGCUCGCUGCUUGGUGGCCGCGUGAUCGGUGCGUCACCGGAGGACAAGCUGAUGUGCCCCGCUCCACAGCAUGCAGCGAAACACAUCAGGCGCAAAUAAAAAACAGAAAUCUUUAAAGGAAAUGAACCCACAUGAACGAUCGCGUGUCAGUACCGACGCUCUGGUACAGCCUCCUCUUGUCUCUGCACGGUUAAAGUUACCCUCGCGGUCUAUCACUGGCAAAUCAAAAGUGAGACGAUGACACAACCGCCCCCCGUACUAGCUUGUUACCACAUUUCACCCGGCCACAAUAAGAGACCGGCCUUUAUUCACCUCCGCCGACUCCGACACCGGCCAUAAUUGGAGACCAGGCCUUUAAUUGAAUACCGGCCUGUAUUAGAGGAUUUACGGUAGUUUGUGUUUUGGUCACAAAAAGAGGAAAAUCUGUCUAGAGCACUUUAGCUAAUUUCAUAAACUUAAAUGGAAGGAUGGAUUCUGUCCUUCGUGAACAUUUAGUUUAAUUUUCAAACUCAUAACAUAUUCUCUCAUGGACCAUCCCACACAGACCAAGGUCAUUUGUGUUUUUAGAUCUAUUUAAUUGUAGUUCUCUACAGAUUAAAAUGCUUCCGGUUCUGCAGAGAUGUACUAUAUUUGUGCCUAACUAACUAGAAUUGUCUUGUAUUUGUUUGAAAGGAAGCAGGUGGCUUCCUCACUGGGAUUUUGUGACAGUGGUCCACAUAAACGGCAUGCGCAGCCAGAUAUUGAGUAGCUGGACCCUACUGGUUGUCCAAAGAUCAGCGCUGGUGUUUCUAGACAACAUAUAUUCAGUACUAGAUAUUUAUGUUACCUUUUUUUUUAAUAACCCUUAAAGCUAAAGGUCGUGAACAAGGAAAAAGAAGCCGGUUCGGUCUGAAUUCGACUCUAAUUGCUUGUAUGUUCAUGCAUGUAAACAUUAAGGAAAGAAAUAUACAGAAGGAGGGAUUUUGCACCAGCUUUGUUUAUGAAUCCAGCAUGGGUCUUCGUGUUGCACUAAAUGUGUGUCUGUGGAUGCAAAAAUAGGAAUUUACAGGAAAGAUGUGAUGCAGUUAUCCGAAAAGUACCGUAAGACUGAGUCCCGUGCUUUUGGUUUUAGUACGAAUGCCUAAAAGUGAUAAUUCAGACUUCAGUGAUGUCCUUAUAUCUUACCUGCUAUAGACAUGUAGCUUUGUGACCAAUCUCUGUUUGGAGACAAGUGUUUGCAUUCUGAAAAGAUCGAUAAGCUAACGGCUAGUCCAAGUGAAACAAGAGAUAAGUGUUACUAUUAAUAACCAUUUCGAUCAAAGUUUACCAAAAGAUUAGAAUUAAUGCAUUUGCUUGAAGCCACAGAAAGUCAGAGAGAAUGGAAGUUAGCAUCACUCUGACUAGCUGUUAGCUUAUCAACCUUUCAGAAAUGAGGAUAUUUAAGGAGCUACCAGGUAUGAUAGUCAUUGUUCAUAAUUUUAACUAAACCUUAUUUUAAAAUAAAAUUGAUUUAUGACUUUGUUUUUUUUUUGGGGGGGGGGGGGGGGUCAUUGCUAUCAAGCUAUUAAAUAAUCAAGAUAAAUAAACCCAAAGUAGACUUAGCGUGGUGCUUAUCGAUCAAGAAUCUGACCAAACCUGUUGAAGGUUUCUUGUUCCAUGUUUUGUAUCAAAAUAUCUCAAUAUUCAUCAUGCAUUCUUCAAUCUAGAACCCAAGGUUAAAAAAAGUCGUGUUUAAAAGUGUUGUUGAAUCCCCAACUGUAACAAUGUUUGCAGUCAUGUUCAAUUUUGUAUCAGUGUAGCAUCUAAAAUACUCCUCUUUUGAGAGUUAUUCAGUGUUGUCACCGAUUGUAGCUGUGAUUGCAUUCAGGUUCCUCAAAGCAAGACGGCUCAGCUCUGUAAGGGUUUCUACAAAAACAACAACUCUUGCCAAACCAGGUUUCUUCCAAACAAAUAUAGCUAAUGUCGCUUUUAUAGAUUCAAACAUGGAACAUGUCUGAAAUUUGGAUUAUUCAACCUCUGAUGAGAAAUGUGUCAUUGUGAUUGUGCACAGAUCGAUUGUAAUAAUCUAAAAGGAGAAUGUUAAGAACUACAUUAUCAGUUUGAAGAGAAAAGUGAGCAUUGUGAUAGGACAACAGAAACGUUUUCCUACAGUGAGUCGACUUUAGAGUCACUGCCAUGUCAGAUUUACUGCCCUGCGUGAUGAGUAACAUGGUGCCUCUUCGUUGUGCUUUUUGAAGAAAGCUAGAAACGUGUAGAUGUGUUUGUCUGAAUGGGAACUGUUUUUUAAACGAUCGUACUAUUAGCUAAUUUGAAGCUCUUUAAGAUUUUGGUCAAACCAUACGUGAAGAAUAACCAAAACAAGCAAUAUUUAAUGGCAAUUUCAAAGAUGAUGAAAUGAGUUUUUAUUAAUUAUGCUAUUUUUUUGCACACGUCCAGAUAUAAAGUAAGGCAAAUGAGAAAAUGCCAUGAGUGCAAUAUCCCACCAUUGAGCUAAAGCUCUCCUCUUAUUCUGCAUUGUGGUGAAUCCACACUGUAAUUUAUUUUCUGAUUGUCAUAUGACUUCAGUCAUUUCAUAGAUGUCUGUAUUAAACUGUGAUUCAUAACUGGUGUCCGUCACUGUAAUUUAUCUUCAGCAUCACUGAAUCGGUGCAAGUUUUGAACCCUAGCUCGGGUGUACAAGUCCAGACCGUCGUCCUUGUGCCAUCAUAAACAACGCUGUUGUCUUGUAGUUUUCCACUGAUCUUUACCAUGGUGCAUUUCUGUUGGCUAGCUGUUUUUCAUUUAAACCAGACUUCUUAUUUUCGUGGUCAAACAAAGUCACACUAUGGCAAAUACAACUACUAGUACUGCUACUACUAUUACUACUACUACUACUACUCCUCAAUGAUGUAACGUCGUAAAUCUUGCUCUUGUGGCUUCUGCAUGAAUUCAAGAAAUUACUAGGACCGAUGUUUCACUGCCCUUGAUAGAACUAAAAAGGAAAAACUUUAUAUUUUAUGGACUGUUACAAGUUGUAUAGUGAGUGGUACUGUCCCUAACCCACUGUAUCCUGUGCUUGUUAUGACUAUUGCUCUAUGACAAGCUUAUAGCAUCAAUAUAUGGGAAUAUUUGGUAGAUUUAUAUUGUGUUAUAUUGUGACAGCAUGUACAUAAAAGAUACCUCCUCUGCAAUAAAUAUUUAUAUAAAAACGA
Messenger RNA from Nothobranchius furzeri (turquoise killifish), 10828 nucleotides. RefSeq names its product G protein-coupled receptor 158a (gene gpr158a). Gene Ontology annotation, cellular component: membrane. Gene Ontology annotation, biological process: G protein-coupled receptor signaling pathway. Gene Ontology annotation, molecular function: G protein-coupled receptor activity. NCBI's taxonomy places the organism in Eukaryota, Metazoa, Chordata, Actinopteri, Cyprinodontiformes, Nothobranchiidae. The record is from RefSeq and is a predicted model, not a curated record.